AUGAGGUCUCUGCAGGCUGUGCUCGUGGCGGUCCUCGUCCUGCUUGCCGUCGCCGCGACGACAGACGCCGCGUGGGCGCCGAUACCGGAUCGCGACCUGAACGGCAUGGUGGUGCAGCAGGCGGGCCGGUUCGCCGUGCUCGUGCAUGACAUCACGCGCCGGACGACCCUGGUGUUCGUCAAGGUGGAGCGCGGCGAGAUGGAGCGGCCGGCGGGCGGCGGCCUCGGCACCAACUACAGGCUCGUGGUGACCGCGGCGAGGGCGCCCGGCGGGAGCAGGGGCCAGUACGAGUGCGUCGUGUGGGGCGUGCCCGGCUCGCGCACCAGCACCUGGAAGCUCCUCGGCUUCAAGGCGCUCUAG
Messenger RNA from Triticum turgidum subsp. durum (durum wheat), 360 nucleotides. The record is from the annotation of a GenBank genome assembly. NCBI's taxonomy places the organism in Eukaryota, Viridiplantae, Streptophyta, Magnoliopsida, Poales, Poaceae.